This is a messenger RNA of Phytophthora infestans T30-4, 1692 nucleotides long. RefSeq lists its product as uncharacterized. Lineage: Eukaryota; Oomycota; Peronosporomycetes; Peronosporales; Peronosporaceae. The record is from RefSeq and is a predicted model, not a curated record. The coding region runs from base 1 to 1692 and encodes 563 amino acids. The transcript has a single exon.
AUGGAGACCAGAAGAAGACAAGGUUUUGGCAGUGUGGAGGCAGUCUGGCAACGACCUCGAGUUCUUUAUCUUCUCGGGGGAGGGUGGAUCCUAUUCGUGUGCUGGUUUGUGGCGUCACUUGCUGGUCUGGACAAGCACAUCGUCAAUCAUAGACCUUUUCUCAUCCGCAGUCGUGACGUUGCGUACUCGCAGCAGAUUUUACUCAAAAUGCCAGCAGCGGAACCUGCGCCGGCUUUUCAAGAAUUUACGGUCGAAGUGAAGCCAAGUCAAGAGGCUCUGCCGAUGAGCAAGGACUUUUACACGAGUAACUUCGGCAAGACCGAUACAUCGACCACCAUCAUCUUCAACGUGUUCAAGGGCAGACCCAAAGCUCUAGCAGUGCAACUAUUGAAGGCUCUGACGCAAAAACACGUGUCACCGCCCGAAGUCUGGGUCAUGUGCUUUAACUCGCCCAUGGAAAAGAAGUAUCGACACGUGAUUGAAGCAGUCAAACGCAAAUAUCCUGAUCUAGCGCACAAUAUCAAGUUUACAGUGUCCGAUUUCAACUUCAAAUUCCACGGACGCUUCUUGUUGGCCUACAUGGCAACUACCAAAUACGUGCUGAUUGUCGAUGAUGACAAGGCGAUCGAUGGAGACACAGUCAACGACUAUCUCAAAUAUAUGAAGAUCCAGAAGGGGGUGUGGGGAAAUAAUGGACACCGUCGAGCGUCGACGUUUGAGGGGUACAAGAGUUGGCCGCGAAAUUUUUCGCGUGAGUCGUGGGCUGAGCAGGAUUAUCUCAGUGGAAUGUGGUUCCUGGAGCAAUCGUGGCUUGAGUAUUUCAUGAAGGAGCGUGUGCCGUCCUGGUCCACGUCAGAGGACAUGCAUCUUUCUCACGUUAUGCGCAAGUAUCUGAACCUGAACACGUAUGCGGGUCGAGUGGCAAUAGGGAAGACGCUUCCCCGCAAACCGAAGGAGGUUCAGGCAACACAAGGAUCAGCACUGGACCUUCGUGAAUAUAUCUUUGAUCACGAGUUGGGACGUGGCAACAAGGUUGUCAGUGUCGCUUCGCCCAUCCGGACACUCGUAUACGCUGAAACUGUGAGUGAUAUCGAUGACUAUUUGGCGAAAUUGGAAGCGUGUCCAUCGAGUAAUAACAGUAUUCCGGUACGUAUUGGAGAUGCGAGUCGUACAGAAAUUUCAGGGCCGUGGUGUGAGGGUGAGAAGACAGCUGCAGUUUUUCGUGGCGCUAAGGAGCAGGACGUUAACGGACUCGUCGCAGCUGCUGAGAAACUUUGUGCUAUAACCAAGUGCGAGUACUAUAGCGUCAAGCCCAAUAUUCGACACGGUAUCCGGUAUUUUAACAUGCGUGAAGGCUACGGCCAAACCAUGGAGAUACCGUUUCAGACGGGAGCGUCGGACGUGAUGCUGUCACUAGUGGGCAUCCUGAACAAUGUGUUGCCUGAGACUUUGUUCGUUCCGGAUGUGGACUCGAUGACGUGGCCAGAGACUGAUGCUUCGAAACACAGCCGACUGCAGGUCUACCACCACACGGUGCUACUAGCUGUGGACAUUCAUCGGAACUCCAAGACAAAUAGCAAGGUGAUAGAUGGUGAGGUGAAGGACGAGUGGCUUAUUACCGACGAUUUCCCAUCAGGAAUGCAGACCUUGAUAUGGCAGCGAGGUUCCACAGAUGACCCUGUUCAUUACUAG